Lactuca virosa is the source of this 1178-nucleotide messenger RNA. Lineage: Eukaryota; Viridiplantae; Streptophyta; Magnoliopsida; Asterales; Asteraceae. The record is from the annotation of a GenBank genome assembly.
AUGAGCUCAUAUUCAGGUGAUACCACUCCACCCACCCCACCCCCUGUAAUCAAAGAGAGGUUCCACUAUUCUGAUAAAGUUUUGAUCAAAGAAGACAAUGGCAUGGUGACAGAGGGAAUCUACUUAUGGCCUGUGUACACAAUCAAGACAACAGAGGAAAAGUUCAUUGUAGUGGAGCCCCACCAUGUAAAACGUUUAGAUGAUCCAACUUCUGUAGGCCGUACUAAUGUGGAUGCUACUAGCACUCAGCUGAGACCUCCUCUCAGUAAGCGUGACCUUGUUUUGAUACUUGCGGAGGGUUACCAUGAAACAUUCGGGGAAGUUAUCGGGCCAGUUGUUGGUAAGCAAGGUCUAUAUAAAGUCAGACCAUGCGGUACACAAGAGAUUUUGCACUUGUACAAUGUGCAGCAACUCAAGCUUGUGAUUGAGAACUGGUUUGGCCACAAUGGUGGAGGUGGAGGUGGAGGUGGAGGUGGUGGCAGCGGUGGUGGCCACCACAGAGGCAGUGGCGGUGGUGGCCACCGCGGAGGCAGUGGCAGUGGCGGCAGCGGUGGUGGCCACCGCGGAGGCAGUGGCAGUGGCGGCAGCAGUGGUGGCCACCGCGGUCGCAAAGGCUCUGGCCGUGGUGGUGGCCGCUGCGGUGGCUCUUAUGGUGGUGGUGGCCGCCACAGAAGCGAUGCUCUACCGCUGGGGAGACCUGAGGAGGGAGACACUGUUGCCCCACGGACGGGUGUGCACAAAGGCCAACGUGGGAUGGUUAUCAGUAUUGAAGGUAGCAGAAUGCAGGUCGAACUACAGAGUGGGAGUAGGCCAGUAUUGAGUUCAAGUCGACUGCUGUGGAGAUCAUUAAGAAAAAGCGCAAGGGCAGUGGUGGCAGCACUUGUGCCAGUGAUCUCAAGCACCAUCGUGGUGGUCCUGGUGAUGGAGGUGGAGGCCAUGAUGAUCAUGGUGGUUUCAGUGGCGGGGAUGCCAAACGUCCCAAACUCCACUAAUAAUGUAGAACUUGAAGAAAAAACUUAGUUUUGAUCAAAGUGGGGUUGUUUGGUAGGAUCUGAAUUUUAAAAUGUUGUUUGGUUGGAACAUCUGAUGAAUUGUUGUUCUGAAAGGUAAAAAUGACCAUUUUACCUUUUUGUUUAAAAUAAUAAUAAAUAUUAAUAAAACCACAAAAAGUUUGAAGG